Molecule: messenger RNA, 608 nt
Organism: Chrysochloris asiatica (Cape golden mole)
Lineage: Eukaryota; Metazoa; Chordata; Mammalia; Afrosoricida; Chrysochloridae
Product: transmembrane and coiled-coil domain-containing protein 4-like
Exons: 3
Source: RefSeq, a predicted model, not a curated record
AUUGCCAAGGGAUCAUCGAGGACGUCGUCCUGCUAGGUGCCCCAGUGGAAGGGGAUGCCAAGCGCUGGGAGCCUUUCCGGAAGGUGGUGUCCGGGAGGAUCAUCAAUGGCUACAGCAGGGGAGACUGGCUGCUGAGCUUUGUGUACCGCACGUCCUCAGUGCAGCUGCGUGUGGCCGGCCUGCAGCCCGUGCAGCUGGAGGACCGGAGGGUGGAGAACGUGGACCUGUCCUCGGUGGUCAGCGGCCACUUAGACUAUGCCAAGCAGAUGGACGUCAUCCUGAAGGCUGUGGGCAUCUGUACCAAGCCAGGCUGGGAUGAGAAGGGCCUCUUGCUGGCCCCAGGUAGCCUGCCCCAAGAGGAACCUCGCCAGGGGGCCGCCACCUCCUCUUCAUCUGGUGAGACCGGCCAUCAGGGAGAACAAGCCCAGGGUCUCACACCCAGUGACACCCCUAAAGCUGCCACACUAUUGGACCACUCUGAAGGGGCCUCCUGUCCUGCUGCCAUUACUGAGAGCUCCCAUGUCUGCAGCCACGGUGUGAGCCACAACCCACUGGGGUGCCCCGACUGUGCCAGCCAGACCCCAGAAUCCUGCCCAGGGCUGGACUGA